Molecule: messenger RNA, 6920 nt
Organism: Columba livia (rock pigeon)
Lineage: Eukaryota; Metazoa; Chordata; Aves; Columbiformes; Columbidae
Gene: CAMSAP1
Product: calmodulin regulated spectrin associated protein 1
Exons: 19
Coding region: 150-5084 (1644 amino acids)
Biological process (GO): neuron projection development; cytoplasmic microtubule organization; negative regulation of microtubule depolymerization
Cellular component (GO): microtubule minus-end
Molecular function (GO): spectrin binding; calmodulin binding; microtubule minus-end binding
Source: RefSeq, a predicted model, not a curated record
GAAACCGGUGUGACUCAUUCGGCAGUUGCCGUGGCAACACUGGUGAUGCUGGGGAGCGCAGCACUGCCCCGCUCCCCCCAGCCCUUCCCGGGGAGCGGAGGGGACCGAGCCCCCCGGCACUGAGCCCCCGGGACGUGCCAUGGGCUCCCAUGUCACCGGCUGCUGCCCGCAGACCCCCACGACCCCCGAGGCUGCGCAGAUACCAUCGGCUGCCACCGAUGGUGGAUGUUGAUGUUUGUGCGGGUGGAGAUAGUACCAGAAGAAAAAUGGAUGCCCUGACAGAUAGUGCGGUUGAGAUUGUCCCUUUGGAGCUGUAUGAUUCAGCCAGAGCAAAAAUAGCUGCUAAUCUACAAUGGAUCUGUGCUAAAGCCUACGGAAUAGACAACGUCCCCGAGGAGCUGAAGGACCCGUUCUACAUCGAUCAAUACGAGCAAGAGCACAUCAAGCCGCCCGUGAUCAAGCUGCUGCUGUCCAGCGAGCUGUACUGCCGCGUCUGCAGCCUCAUCCUCAAGGCGGAUCAGGUGGCGGCUCUGCAGGGCCACCAGUCCGUCAUCCAGGCUCUGUCCCGCAAGGGGAUUUACGUCAUGGAGAGCGAUGAUACACCUGUGUCUGAAUCUGAUCUGGGCUGUGCGCCAAUCAAAAUGAGUUCUCAUAUGGCAAUGAUCGAUGCUCUUAUGAUGGCCUACACUGUCGAAAUGAUCAGCAUUGAAAAGGUGGUUGCCAGCGUCAAGCGUUUCUCUACAUUCAGUGCCUCAAAAGAACUGCCCUAUGAUUUGGAGGAUGCAAUGGUUUUCUGGAUUAACAAGGUGAACCUUAAAAUGAGAGAGAUAACGGAGAAGGAGAUUAAAUUAAAACAGCAACUAAUGGAAAGUCCAGGGCACCAAAAGUCUCCUUCCAAAUGGUAUUGGAAAUUAGUACCUGUGCGUUACCGAAGGGACCAUCUCUCGAGCCGGCAGUUGCCAUAUUUCCCUCUGCUGGAAGAUCUGAUGAAGGAUGGUAGUGACGGUGCUGCCCUUCUCGCUGUCAUACACUAUUAUUGUCCAGAGCACAUGAAACUAGAUGAUAUCUGUUUGAAGGAAGUAACGUCAAUUGCAGACAGCCUCUAUAAUAUUCAACUUUUGAGAGAAUUCUCAAAUGAAUAUCUAAAUAAAUGCUUUUACCUCACAUUGGAGGACAUGUUAUACGCUCCUUUGGUUUUAAAGCCCAACGUCAUGGUGUUCAUUGCGGAACUCUUCUGGUGGUUCGAGAAUGUCAAACCGGACUUUGUGCAACCAAGGGAUAUUCAGGAGAUAAAAGAUGUUAAAACAGUGUUGCAGCAGAAGAGCAGCCGCCCGCCCGUUCCCAUUUCCAACGCCACCAAGCGCAGUUUCAUGGCCAGCCCUGCGGGUUCUGGCCCAGCAGAGCUGCCGCCCGCGGCUCCACCGGCCCCCGACGCCUGCAGCAGGUACUACCUGCACCCCGAGGAGCCCGACUACCUUGGCAAAGGAGGAAACCCUGCCUUCAGCCCUUCCCAUCCACUGCUCCCGCUGAGACAAAAGCAACAAAAAUCGUUACAGGGAGAAGACAGCCCUGGUCACCGGCACCGUUCUAAUUCUCUGACCCGCGUUGACGGGCAGCCACGAGGCUCAGUUCUUGCGUGGCCGGAGAGGAAACCCAGGCCUCUGUCUCAGCCAACACCGUUUGCUCUCCAUCAUUCCGCCAGCAGUGAUGUGGACCCCGGGUCUGGUGACAGCAUUAGUCUGGCCAGAUCGAUCAGCAAAGACAGUCUUGCUUCAAACAUCGUUAACGUAACUCCAAAAAAUCAGCCCCAUCCUCCAUCAGUGAAAGCGAAUGGGAAGAGCUUAUUGAACAACGUUGAGAUCGAGGAUGAAGACGAAGAGCUUAUUGCAAUAAUCAGAUCUGAAGAAAGGCCAAACCGUAGUGAUCAUGAACUGCAGAAUGCGUCAGCCAGGGUGCCCGGCAUCGUUACCACGGCGUGGUCUCCAAAAACAAACAGUGAGACUUCAGAAGGCAAACAGGAGAGUUUUUACCUGGAGCCCUUAAUGCCUGCUGUUCUAAAACCAGCAAAGGAAAAACAGAUCAUCAAUAAAGAGGAGGAAUGUGGGGAGGGGAAACAGAGGAGUUUUAUAACAAAGAGAUUAACUGAUGGACACUUGCCUUUGCGCAAGAAAACAAACAGCACUCAUGGUGAGCAUGACCUUAAUAGGACUUUUACUCCAAUUUCUAGUUCUGAUUUCGCUCCAGUCGCAGAAGCUGGUGCUGCGGACUCGGCAGCGCUGAUGGAGGCCGGGCUGGAAGCUGCUAGACCUUUGGCUAGUAGCAGUUUGGAUCCUUCCGCUCAGGAGCUCUCCACGGGAGGAUUCUUUCUUCAUGCUGCUAAAUCUGAUGAUGACAUAGCAAGUAAAGUCAAUGUAAGUUAUGCGAAAAGUUUCAACUCACAUAUUCAGGAUACUACGUGGACUAUGGUGAGACAAGACUCUGACUCAGACCUCUUGGACAUAGAAGACGCUGAGGAGGAUUUGGUGGUCGUAGGUGACCAUCCUAUAGUUGCUAAGUACAUUGGUGAGGAGGAAUCUGCAAAAUUGCAAGAAGAUAUGAAGGUAAAGGAACAUGAAGAUAAGGAUGAUGCUAGUGGACGUUCCAGUCCAUGCUUGAGUACAAUUUCUCAAGUUAGCAGCGUGUCCAUGGCCAGUGGGAGCGUCCGAAUGACCAAUUUUGCCGAACGAAAGCUUCAGAGACUUAACAGCUAUGAGACAAAGUCCAGCACGAGCAGUUCACAAAAGACCACACCAGAUGGGUCAGAAAGCUGCCCAGCACCGCUGACCACAUGGAAACAAAAGCGAGAACAAAGCCCCAACAGACAAAAUAAAGAUAACGCUAAUCUUUUAGCUUCUGAAUUGGUGCAGCUUCAUAUGCAGCUGGAAGAGAAAAGAAGGGCAAUAGAAGCUCAGAAGAAGAAAAUGGAAGCCUUGUCAGCAAGGCAGCGAUUAAAAUUGGGCAAGGCAGCUUUCUUGCAUGUUGUUAAAAAAGGGAAAUCCCCCGAUGUUCCACAGCCUCUUAAACCAGAACAUUUUGCAAAAGAAUUUUCUCGGCACAAUGGUGAAGACUUUGAUGAAGUUUCUUUGGCUUCCAAGUCUGAGGAGUUUCUUGUGAAGGAAGAGGAGAGAGAAGAAAUGCUCAAUGAUGCUCAAGAAGUAGCAAAAGUAAAAAUGCAAGAAAGCCUUGCUUUUGCUGAGCAACAUAAACCAAAAGACUCUGCUGCUAUACAUGACUUGGAAAAAAGUAAACUUAUUUCUGUUGCCCUCCUAGAAGACAAUGUUACAGAAGUAGAUAUAAAUGAAUGUGACCUUUCUAUUGAAAAAUUGAACGAAACAAUCAGUACCCUUCAGCAGGCUAUAUUAAAGAUUUCCCAGCAACAGGAACUUCUUAUGAAAUCUCCAUCGGUGCCGUCACCAGGAACCAGAAGUAACUCUCAGGACCAAAAGGUAAAACCACCAAUUCAUUUUGUUGAGCCCCUGUCUCCAACUGGAAUGAACAGUCUUCGUAAACCACCUCGAUUUGGCCAAGGAAGGAGCCCUCGGUCAGGAAGACCAGUUGAUCUGAAAGUCCCUAAAGACAGACAACAAAAUUCAGCGCGUGUUAAAACCCCAACGCCCAGUCUAGAAACCUUACCGCAUUUAAGGCCAUUUCCAUCCAAUAGCUUGUCAAAGACGCCAACGGAAAUCGGCUUGGAAAAUAGUCUUGAUCUUGGAAACGGUUCUCAAGAAAAGUGUUUCUUCGAUACCUAUAGACUUCAUGAUGAGAGCAACCAGCGGGCACUUGUUCUCUCCACCUCCAAAGACGCCAAUAUUAUUUCUGAAAUGAGCAAAGAGAUGAGUAACAGCUUCAAGGAAUCAGGGUUGAAUUCUUCUGAUGGCUCAGGAAAAGAAAAUGUCCCGGUGGAUGAGCCACUGAGAAGCAAAGCAAAUCUCAUUGAAGUAGAUCUGUCUGAUUUAAAAGCUCCAGAUGAAGGAGAACUUGAAAACCAGGAUAGCUCUACGGAUAUAAUUAGUGAAGCUGAUCAGAAGUCGGGCGUGGGUUUUUUCUUCAAGGAUGAACAGAAAGCAGAGGAUGAACUCGCGAAAAAACGUGCCGCGUUCCUUUUGAAACAACAGCGCAAAGCAGAGGAGGCUCGGAUUCGGAAACAGCAGUUGGAGGCUGAAGUUGAACAAAAAAGAGAUGAAGCUCGUCGCAAAGCUGAGGAGGACCGAAUACGGAAAGAAGAAGAGAAAGCUCGAAGAGAACUUAUCAAGCAAGAAUAUUUAAGGAAAAAACAGCAGCAAAUUUUGGAGGAGCAAGGGCUUGGAAAGCCUAAAUCCAAGCCCAAAAAACCCCGGCCAAAGUCGGUCCAUCGUGAAGAAUCUUACAGUGAUUCGGGGACAAAGUGUUCUUCCACACCUGAUAACUUGAGCAGCGCUCAGUCUGGUUCCAGCCUUUCUCUGGCCUCAGCAGCCACCACGGAGCCCGAGAGCGUGCACUCGGGCGGCACGCCGUCGCAGAGAGUUGAGUCUAUGGAGUCCUUACCAAUACUAAGCAGAAAUCCAAGCAGAAACACAGAAAGAGAUUGGGAGAACGCUUCGACAGCAUCUUCCAUUGCUUCAGUGGCAGAAUACACAGGUCCAAAAUUAUUUAAGGAACCCAGCAGCAAAUCCAACAAACAUAUUAUCCACAAUGCGAUCUCUCAUUGCUGUCUUGCUGGAAAAGUGAAUGAGCCACAUAAGAAUUCAAUAUUAGAGGAACUAGAAAAAUGUGACGCCAACCACUACAUCAUCCUGUUCCGCGACGCCGGCUGCCAGUUCAGAGCACUUUACUGCUACUACCCCGACACGGAGGAGAUCUACAAGCUGACUGGGACGGGGCCAAAGAGCAUCACCAAGAAAAUGAUUGACAAACUGUACAAGUACAGCUCGGACAGAAAACAGUUUAAUGUGAUUCCAGCCAAAACCAUGUCGGUCAGCGUGGAUGCUCUCACCAUCCACAACCAUUUGUGGCAAGCCAAGCGACCCGCAGUGCCAAAGAAGACUCAGACUCGUAAAUCACACUGAGGUCUUGGGGAGAAGGUUGCGGAACGGGGUUGCAUCGAAAAGAAGACACGUUUACCAUUUUCCUCCGGUUUGGUAUGAAAUGUGCAGAACCAUAAACAUUUUUUAAGAAGCUUCUAAACAGAACCCGUGGAUGCAAGUUAUUAUAAAGAAUGAAGGAACGUUGCCAGUGUUUUUUAUGAAUGAUAAAUCUGCUGUUACACCCAAUGCUAACUACUGUGGCUUUCAGCUGGUGAGGGACUGUGCAUGUAGCAAGGUCUUUAACAAGUGGAUUUCCUUUUACUUGAAGCUUUUCAUCGGUACAAAUUGGGAAUCAUUUAGUUCUGUUUCCUCUCUGCCUCAUUCCCUCUUUCCCGUCAUUCUCAAAGUUGGCAAACUCCGAACUCCAGGAGGGUUGAGCAGAUCUUGGGUGAAGUGCUUUGGCUUUGGUUUGGUUUUUUAAACAGUCUUUAGGGAAAUCUUCCUUUCAGACUUUUUUGAGGAACUGUUUAAUACAUCCAAUUGUUAUACUGUAUCUACUGCCAACGUAAGUCCAGCUCUCGGAUUUCUGAACAAAAACAAAAGCCCCAACUUGUGCUGCUCAGAACAGAGUUUACUUGCAGUAUCUGUUUAGGAUGAGCCUUGUGAGGAUGGCAAAAGCCAGUCUUUCUUAAAAAAUGUUCGCAAAUGUAAAGAUUUCUGGAAUACAAUCAUGAAGAGGCGUUCAGGUGCUGCUGGCUGCAAUGUGCCUGACUGAAGCUUAAGGCAAAGCUGAGUGGAGCGCAGUUAACUCUGCUUUCGGUUUCAGGCAGUGUCCUAAAGAUGUGUUUGCUUUAAUAAAGAAGGAUUCUGGUAGGUAUAGAACAUUUCCACUCUGAGCACGCUACUCCUGUACGAUGGUGCACUUAACGAUCACAAAUUUUAAUGUUUUUAUUACAUCAUGAAAUGUAAUUCUACUUCCUUUGUCCUGUCUUUAUUCUGAAUGAGCAGCAUGCUCUAAAAUGAAGAGUGUGUUAUGUUUUUUAUUUUGGGUGAUAUAUUAAUAUAUAUUGAUUUGUUUUUCUCAUUUGAAAGCGAUUUUUAAACAGAGACAUUUGCAUUUGUUUCAAAAGCCCGAACAAGUCGAAUGGCUUGGAUUUCUUUUCAUGUUGAAAUAUUAAAUCUUGAGUUACGACCUUAAAAGUCUUUGUGUUUCAGCAGAUUAAAUUUUUGUCUGUGGUAACAGGGUAUAUUUGCAGUUCGGUUCCAUUUUUUACUCUUCCCAUUUCCGGCCCAGGUCAGACUUCCGAGCAGGUUUCUGUAGCUGUGACCUGGUUGAAUCUGCGAACACGCGCCCGCAACAUCUGGAUUGACACGAGUACCCGAGGGUCGCGUAGCUUAGAACUUUGGUUUGCACAUGUUUACUUUUAUUUGAAGUGUUACUUGAAUAUCUUAUCUCUGAAGUGCAAGAGACACCAUCCUAGACAUGAACUGAGCUCUAAAAUACAAGACCGUGUAAUUCUUAGACUUUGAGGAUAAUGGAAGUUACGAAGAGUUCUGUACAGAAGGGGAAAAUAGGGUACGUAAUAAAGUGCUAGCUAGGCAGGGCAGAUGAAGGUCUUCCAUUGUGCUCUCUCCAUUUUGUCCCCUUCCAGUACUCCUUGACUAGGCUGCUGCAACGUUGUAAAUUAUGUUAGAUAGUUCGCUGCUUGUAAAUAAUUAAAGGCUUUAUGGUUUCUAAAGUGCUAAGUAUUAAACACCGUCAUGAGUGUAACUUUUGUUACCAUGCUUUUCAUGCUUGUGCUUUAUUUCUCACUGUUUGAUAUUAUAUACCAUAUUUAUUUUAUGAAACACUGAACUUUAAUAAAAACCAUUAACUGA